Molecule: messenger RNA, 1662 nt
Organism: Cydia amplana
Lineage: Eukaryota; Metazoa; Arthropoda; Insecta; Lepidoptera; Tortricidae
Product: neural cell adhesion molecule 2-like
Exons: 11
Coding region: 186-1580 (464 amino acids)
Cellular component (GO): neuron projection
Molecular function (GO): protein binding
Source: RefSeq, a predicted model, not a curated record
GCAUGCGCGAUAAAGAGUCUCGACUUGUGUGACGCUCGCUCCAGUAGUAGGCCUGCAGAACCCGCCGGCACCGGCGCUUUAGCCACCACGGCUCCAGUUACGAGAAACUUUUUUCAGAAUUAAAAAGAUAAUUAUUAAAGGGUAGUUUUCAUUAGUGUAACGUGGAGUGCCGUGAUUCAAGCAACAUGCGGUGGCUUCUGGUGGCGAUUUGUUGCUACGUGGUCUGUUCAGUCUCAUCGGCACCGGCAGAAAGCGAUGAACCGUACCUGAAAAUAAAUACUAAGCAGAACACGUUCAACGUGGGUGAGAGAAAAGCAAUAUAUUGCGAAGGACAACAUAUAACGGGUGAUCUGGAAUGGUAUGAUCCCUCUGGCGAUAAGAUACCGCCGAGAUCUGCCAAGGUUAAGAGGAUUUAUGUGGAGCCCCGUGGUGCAGCUACUGACGGGCCCACAUUUUUGCCUUUGAUGAUACAAAAUGUGGUUAUUGCUGAUUCAGGAACCUACAUUUGUAAGGCUGGGGAUCUAAGUGUCAAUAUCACUAUUUUUGUGGGCGAAAAAGUAGUAAUUAAAGAAUCUGAAGAAGAUCUAGUCGAGGAAGAAGGUCAUCAUGUUGAUUUAUCCUGCCAAGCCAAGGGUACACCAGUACCAGUUGUUCAAUGGUACGAUAAAGACAGCCAGCCCAUAGUGAAUAAUGCAAAAUACAGGAUAACAUUAAAGCCUAGAUCCAGCACUAGUGUCCUAAGAAUAAAUGACCUGAGUCACAUGGACCCCGGUACUUAUAAAUGUAAAGCAACACAGGAAAAGAUUUCACAUUUUGCGGAAAAGUUUUUCCACUUAAGUGUGAGGCACAAGCCGGUAAUAAUCAACGAAUACUCGGAGAGUGAAGUGUACGCUAUUUUAGACGAAUGGAAAAAUAUAACGUGCAAGGCCAUCGCAUAUCCCGCGCCUACCUUCACGUGGUCGAAGCACGACGACAACUAUGACGAGGAAAUGAGAAGCGAUGGCGCGGACCAUAAAAUCACCACUUCAAAAGAAACAGACGGGAACUCAGUGUUGACGCUACACAUUACCAACGACACACUCGAAAAGCAGUACAAGUGCACGGUAGAGAACCCCAAGGGUCGCCAGAACAUCGUGUUCCACGUGUCGCUGGGGAACAAACCUGACCCACCAACCGCUGUUGUGAUGUCAUCUGCAACUGCAAAUAAUUUAACAUUCGAAGUUUCCUGUGAAAACUGUACAUUUUACAAAGACGAUGGCAUAGCUCCUAAUCCAGAAAAUCUCCCUGUUCUUGGUUACGUCUUCGAAGUUGUACCGCACAUGGAGGGGUUUACGGUACCAUACUGGCUGAAUGGGACGCAAUACACGUUCGACAUUACUUCCGAUAACGAGACUACGUUUACAAUCGGCAAUUUGGACAAGUCUACAGAGUACCACGUACGAGUAGCGACACGAAAUAUUGCAGGCCAAUCCGACUGGUUCGACGUCGUAGGGUUCCCUAAAACAACAGAUGGAGCUGCUACCUUAACCAAAUCGAUUGGGUUACUUAUCUUCGCCUUAUAUGUCUCCCUAAGAUACUAGCGUUUUAUGCCAACUAGAAAAAUAUGUCUAAUGAUAUUGCUUUCGUUGAAAAUUUUUCUCCGGAACGGCUAACAUAACUUGU